Molecule: messenger RNA, 882 nt
Organism: Gilbertella persicaria
Lineage: Eukaryota; Fungi; Mucoromycota; Mucoromycetes; Mucorales; Choanephoraceae
Exons: 4
Coding region: 37-582 (181 amino acids)
Source: RefSeq, a predicted model, not a curated record
UUUUUUCUAUUUCUCCCUUUAUUUUUUUUUUUUACUAUGUCUGAUACAAAUCCAUCACCAGAAACUUCCUUACAGGAAAUGGCUCAUGAUAUCAUUCAGCAAGCUAUAGAUCUUUUACAUCUUGUUAAAAAUGAGCAAUAUACAAAGGUAUCCAGCGUAAUGCCUGGAGGAACCAUAGGCAAACAUAUGAGACACUUGUAUGACCAUUUCAGACUGCUGUAUGCUGAACACGAUCCUAUUCCAGAGAACUGGAUUGUAGACUAUGAUACAAGGGCACGCAACGAUCCCUCCGAAAGUGAUCGGCUUAUUGCUAUUGAUAGAUUUGCUGAAUUACAAAAUACGAUCAAAGAACACACUAUUUCUUUACAGACACCAUUGACAUUAUCUGCCACUAUCACAGCUUCUGAUCACAAUAAAUACCAAUUCACUUCUUCGUUUGGUAGAGAAUUAUUUUAUUGUUGCAUUCAUGCUAUUCAUCAUUAUGCAUCUAUUAAAUCAAUUUGUGUUGAACAAGACAUAACUACACCCAAAGAGUUUGGUGUAGCACCUUCUACUUUGCAAGAUCAGCAAAAGAACCAAUAAAAAUUCUAUGUAUUCAAACCUAUUUAUGCAAUUGAAACAUACUAGUACUGUUUUCCAAAUGUAUAAUCACUUUUUAAUUUCGACCCAAUCAGUAUCCUGUAAGUACUGAUUGAGGUGCCAUUAUCUUAUUACUUAUAGUGUUCCAUAUAAAUAGCAUUGUCCUUGUUUUGUUAAUUCAAGGAUUAUUUUAACUGGUAGUGUCUUUGCAGUUUGAAACAUUGGUUUAUGUUUUAAAACAAACUGACUGAUAAUGCAAGACUUUUUAUAUCUCUGCAUAUAUCUAUUCAUAUAUCUCAAUAC